AUGGAAGAGAAAUUAAUUGGUGUAGUUAGUGGUUCUUGUGUUUAUAAAUUUGGUUUCGAUCCGGUCGGUAAGGAUUAUAAAGUGAUAGACAAGUGGAAAAUUUUGGAUGAAUUUGAAAUUUGGGGGGUCUUGACUGUUGGAGAAAAUACAUGGAGAAAGAUUGAUGAGGCACCGCCUUGUUCUAUUGGACCAAGUGCACCUUCUGUUUAUGUGAAUGGUUUUAUCUAUUGGGUCCCAAAUAGGUAUACUGGUGGUGAUGGAUUUAUAGUGGCAUUUGAAGUUGGAUGUGAAAAGUUCAGAGCGCUCCAAGUCCCUACUUUCAUCAUUCGUCAGCGCUCGGAUUAUGAUGGUGACAAAGUUAAUGUUUGUCUGUUAGAAGUGAAUGGGAGUGUCGCUAUAUUACGUAGAAUGACUGUUUCUGAUAUCAAGUUGUGGAUAUAUGGACACAUCGACAAAGAGAGUAGUAAAGCUACCGCUAUAAAUUCUGGUGAUAAGAAUUGGACUGAAAAAAAUCACAUUGCCUGCAGUUUGUUGGGAUCGAAAUCGAUUUCUUUGUUGUGA
Molecule: messenger RNA, 561 nt
Organism: Papaver somniferum (opium poppy)
Lineage: Eukaryota; Viridiplantae; Streptophyta; Magnoliopsida; Ranunculales; Papaveraceae
Product: putative F-box protein At5g42430
Exons: 1
Coding region: 1-561 (186 amino acids)
Source: RefSeq, a predicted model, not a curated record